Molecule: messenger RNA, 1230 nt
Organism: Nicotiana attenuata
Lineage: Eukaryota; Viridiplantae; Streptophyta; Magnoliopsida; Solanales; Solanaceae
Exons: 2
Coding region: 29-979 (316 amino acids)
Molecular function (GO): zinc ion binding; nucleic acid binding
Source: RefSeq, a predicted model, not a curated record
UCUCUUUCUUUUUUCAUCUCUCCACAAAAUGGAGUUAGCAACUAAUGAUGAAUUCCAUGGAAUAGAAAAAACACAAUGCUUGAUCGGAAACAUCUUUUCAGACAGAGUUUUUGAUAUCAGAUACGUGGAAUGCAUGGUUCAAAGAAUUUGGUACUGUGAGGUUAGAGUGACGAGAAUCAGAGGCAACAUAUUCGAGUUUUAUUUCAAAAAAGGAGAUGAUUGUUACAGAGUUCUUGGGGCUGCUCCUUGGACAGUCCAAGGCGGAUGUCUUCUCAUUCUUUCUCCUUUGUUUUCUGGAAAUAUCCCCUCUGAGUUACAUUUCUGGGUUCAGGUCCACGGCUUACCAACUCACUGCUUCACUUAUCAGAAUGCAUUCAAGAUUGGUCAGUAUUUGGGGAAAUAUUUGUAUGUUGACAAAGGUGUUUGGAGCUCUAAGUUUCUACGAAUUCGGGUGAGGUUUGACAUAACAAAUCCAUUGGUUUCUGGAUUUUGGCUUAAUUCUAGCUGGAUUCGUUUCAAGUACGAAGGAUUGGGCCAGUUUUGCUACAAAUGUGGUCGUAUUGGGCAUUACGAGAGCACAUGUAAAUUCCCACCACCACCAGGGAAUGAACGUUUUGGCCCUUGGUUACGAGUUGAAUCUUUGAGUCUGCUUAAGCCUACUAAAACAGAGGACUCCAUUACUGUUGUCCAGAAUCAUACGCCAAAGUUCAAACUGAUUCCUUCACCAAAACUCCAGGAAUGGCAAAAAAUAUCACCUGAUCAACACCUAGACAAUCUUGACACUACCCCACCAAAGAGUGAAUGGGCAAGGCUGACGAUAAACGCGGUAGAUUCAAUGAUUAUGAUGAUGAACUGUGUAGUAAUAAGGCAUCGAGUAGCAGAGGCUAAUGAAGUAGAGGGAUAUGGAUUGUUGAUUCUGAUGAUGGUUGCUUAUUUCUUCUACUUGGUAAUCAAGUUCAAUGCUAUUAUAGUCCAGUAACUCAGCUUAAGGACUUGUUCAUCUUGCUCAUGUUUUGCGUUGCAUUUCUUAUGUUUUGUUGAUUGUCCCCAGUUCAUUUGUUUUUUCCAGUUGAUUGUCCUGCUCGUUUCGGAAUUAAUGUAGGAGCUUAGUGGUAGUAGAUGUUUUGCGAAAUUUUUGACUAGACAUAUGGUUAUGUUGCAGUGAAACUCUAACCACUCCCUUUUUGUUAUGGACCUCAUAAUUUUAGUAUCUAUCUUUGCUUUUAUAUU